Castor canadensis (American beaver) is the source of this 2487-nucleotide messenger RNA. It is a transcript of the gene Nutf2, whose product is annotated as nuclear transport factor 2. NCBI's taxonomy places the organism in Eukaryota, Metazoa, Chordata, Mammalia, Rodentia, Castoridae. The record is from RefSeq and is a predicted model, not a curated record. Gene Ontology annotation, biological process: nucleocytoplasmic transport.
CCCCUCCCCUCCUCACCCCCCUGGCGGCCCGAAGCCGCGCGGGGCCCAGGCCAUGUGUCGCGCGCGGCUCCGCCUCCCGCCGGUCCUCUGAAGCAGCGGCCGUGGGGGAGCUCUGAGAGCUAGACAGACGCUAAUCCGGGUCGAGCUGUGCCAUGGCUAGGGCGCCGGCCUGCGCUGUGACCAGGCCUUUUUCUUUGGUCGGGACAGUCCGGAUGGGUCUCUCGGGCCCCGCCCCGUCUGGCCUGGCUCGGCCUGCUCAAAUCUUGCAAGCUUUGCUGACAGGCUAGCGGGCAGACCCCAACCCCACGUUCUGUCACCGGCUGGCGAAGAUCCGGGGAUGGGCAGCGCCACUGGCUCGUUCCAGAGCUUGCAUGGGUCUCAGCGAGGCCGGGCGAUACUCCAGGAUGGGAGACAAGCCAAUUUGGGAGCAGAUUGGAUCCAGCUUCAUUCAACAUUACUACCAGUUGUUUGAUAAUGACAGAACCCAACUAGGCGCAAUUUAUAUUGAUGCAUCAUGCCUUACGUGGGAAGGACAGCAGUUCCAGGGAAAAGCUGCCAUUGUGGAGAAGUUGUCAAGCCUUCCGUUCCAGAAAAUCCAGCAUAGCAUCACUGCUCAAGACCAUCAGCCCACACCAGAUAGCUGUAUUAUCAGCAUGGUUGUGGGCCAACUCAAGGCUGAUGAAGACCCCAUUAUGGGAUUCCACCAGAUGUUCUUAUUAAAGAACAUCAAUGAUGCUUGGGUUUGCACCAAUGACAUGUUCAGGCUUGCCCUGCACAACUUCGGCUGACCCCCUUGUGGCCAUUUACUCAUGCUGUUUCCUCCUCCCUCCUCUUCCUGAUACUAUCACACUCCUCCAGAUGCUCCAAAUAUCAUACACAAAUGAGCAGGGCCAAGGUGGGAGUGGGUGCAGUGCGCUGCUGCCACCAAGGUGUUGUGCAUGAUGUUUGGACACUAGACUAGUUGCAUCUGACAGGAGAAGUUUGUGUUGUACCAGCGCAUGCCUUGGAAAGACUUAAAGUAAUGCAAAAGGUUGUCUUUUUUUUUUUUUAAUCUACUGACAAGUUGCUCUAGUAACCCAAAGAAGUGAAGGAGAAAGCAGCUGCCUCACCACCCAGAUAUUGAUUUGUUCAGAUGUUUCAAAUGCCUCAUGAUACAAUAAAACCACAAAAAUUUUCUUAACAGUUUAAAUUGUUUUAAUUAGCUUAAUAGUUGGCUGGGCAUCAAUAACUACCCUGUCCUAUUUCUCUCAUGUCUCACCCUCCCACCUCUGCCUCAACUCAGCAAUAUGUGCAAGGAGAAAACUGGAUGAAGCAGCAUUCCCAGGUUGCUUAUCUUGAGCCUGGUGGGACAGAGAGCUCAGGUCUGACCUGAAACUUCUCUUGCAUUGAAUCCUCUGUAGUCAGUUCUGUCAUCUCCUGUGGCCUCUGUCCUGGGUAAGUUCAGGGCUCUAGUAGUAGCAUUGGCAAACCUGGCCUACCAGUUUUAGCUGUCUGGGCUGAGGUCUCAGCAUGACUGAUGGAAGAGCCUGUUCUAUCCCCAAGCCAAGCAGAAGACAGCUCAGAUCCUGUACCAUCUGCUUGGGAUAUCAUUACCCACAGAGCCAGGCUCUGCUGGGCUGGAGUAUAGAUUCUGAGCUAUAGAAGAAGUCAGUCUUAGUAUCAGGGAUUCAUACUCUUGAGUUCCCACCCCUCGGACCUCUGCAGGGCAUGUCCAGGUUGCCUUCUAUUCCCUUCCUCAACACACACACACACCCUACACUAUCAUCAAGUUCCAGAAAAUGUUAAUCAUUAGGACAGUUUCUGCUCCUCAGUUUUGGGCACAGGCUUUGCCCACUAUAAAUCUGGCUCCUCCUUGAAUUCUCUGGAUGGUGUAAAUUAAAGCUGGUAGCAACUGCAGGGUAAAACCAAACCCAGGACUUGGGCUGAUGCUGUUAGGGGACUUAGAAUGGGUGAGGGCACCCUGGUUCAGGUACACUUGUAAAGGGGACACCUUGUCCCCACUAUGGGGUAGGGUAAGGAUUUCCUCAGACUCCGUAGUUUGCCUGGCUACACUGGGCACAGGGCUGGAUAGUGUGUUGUUUGAAGGACAGCAUUCUCUGGAGAUCUCAGUGGGACUGAUCUUAUGCUGCUGUGUAUGUGGGGGGUAGGGGAGAGGUAGAUGUCUGCUGCCUCUUAAACCACCCUGUAUAAAAGCUGCAAUACAGCUUCUACCAUGUACCUGUGCCUGAAAUGUCUGCAAUAAAAAGGUGUUUGUAAAGUAUGGUUUCUUUCUUCCUAACCUGAGGGUGCCAGGUGGAACAAGGGGAUGCUGGGGGACAGUAUGGAACAAUGGUUGUGUUCUUUGUGGUAGUAUCAUCCCUUGCCCUUGCAAUUCCUAGACCCUCAGGUCCCUCCAGGCCUUGGUCACUGCAACCUAUUUACCAACGGGGAAACAAGCUUCUGCCAAUUCAGUAUAUUCCUCAAGGUCGGAAAAGUCCCAACCUGGGU